UUUCAAACCAACUUGAUCUGGCCUCAUUUCUAUUAACAUUUUUUCUUUUUAUUCCUCUCUUUAUCUGUAAUAUAUUUUCCCUCUAACUAGAAAGAUGCAGAUCGGGUUGACACUUCCGGUUCAGAAUAUGAACUUUUUUCCGGCCCGGAGUGGAGGGUUUAAUUGUAAUGGAUCUGCUUCCCCAUUGAAAGCUUGGUCAAGAAAUGUUAAUGCAAGGUGUGCAACAAUGAAGGCUGUUUCAACUACCAAGAUGACCCGCAAGCAUUUAUCAAGUCUUGAGAAACUGCUCCAGAAAGAAUCCGAGCCUAGCCCGCCAGAAGAUGUUCAAGUUGAAGAUGUAAAUAAGGUGACUCAAAAAUCACCAGAGAAGGAAAAUAAAGGGAGAGGGUUUUUGGAGAAUCUGAACUUGUCUAGAGUUUGGCCCGAAUCGAAAGCUGCCGAGGAGGUUUCUCCUCGGCAUCUUGUCCGCUUGAAGCGGAUGUUAUCGAUAUCGAACCAAUAUUCUCCUCGUAAUAUUCUCGCCAGCAAAUGGCGAGAAUAUCACGGGUGUAAUAAUUGGGAAGGUUUACUUGACCCGUUGGACGAGAAUCUGAGGAGGGAGAUGGUUAGGUACGGGGAGUUUAUUCAAGCUGCGUAUCAUUGUUUUCAUUCGGACCCGGCCACGUCAGAGGGUCAUGCUAAUGUGGACCGCCAUGUGGCGGUACCUGAUAGGGCGUACCGGGUGACGAAGAAUCUUUAUGCCACGUCAUCGGUCGGUUUGCCUAAGUGGGUUGAUAAUGUGGCACCGGAUCUCGGGUGGAUGACCCAGAGAUCCAGCUGUGUUGGUUACGUGGCGGUUUGCGAAGAUCAAAGGGAGAUUGCGAGGAUGGGAAGGAGGGAUAUUGUUAUCGCGCUACGUGGCACUUCCACGUGUCUUGAAUGGGCUGAAAAUAUGAGGGACUUGCUCGUUGAGAUGCCUGAUCAACAUAACACAGGUGAAGCUAAUGAAGUGCAAUCUAUUUCUAAAGUCGAAUGCGGAUUUUUGAGCCUUUUCAAAACUGGCGGAGCUCAAAUGCCAAGUCUAUCCGAAUCCGUAGUGAGCGAAAUUCAUAGACUCAUGGAAAUGUACAAAGGCGAAACUUUAAGUAUUACUGUCACCGGUCAUAGUCUCGGGGCAGCUUUGGCUUUAUUAGUGGCCGAUGAACUUAGUUCGUCGGCUCCCAAUAUGCCUCCUGUCGCGCUUUUCUCCUUUGGUGGUCCUCGUGUAGGCAACAAAGGAUUCGCCAAUCGUUUAAAUAAGAAAAAUGUUAAGGUGUUACGAAUUGUGAACUCACAAGACGUGAUCACCCGAGUGCCUGGAAUGUUUGUUAGCGAAGAAUUAGACAAAAAAAUUAGAGAUUCAAGUGUGGGCGCGAACGUGCUUAAUGUGCUCGACAACAACAUGCCGUGGGCGUAUUCUCAUGUCGGGACGGAGUUACGGGUCGAUACGAAGAUGUCGCCGUUUUUGAAGCCGAAUGCUGAUGUUGCAUGUUGUCAUGACUUGGAGGCAUAUUUGCACCUGGUGGAUGGCUUUUUGGCAUCAAACUGCCCCUUCAGAUCUAAUGCCAAAAGAAGCUUGGUGAAGCUGUUAAAUGAGCAGAACUCUAAUGUAAAAAAGUUAUAUACAAACAAAGCAAAGGCUUUGACACUGAAACUGAAUCCCCAAAGGGAGAUUCUGCAGAUGCCAAGUUGCUUGCCCAGUCCAUCAACUUAAUAGAAAAUUGUUAAAC
Molecule: messenger RNA, 1748 nt
Organism: Daucus carota subsp. sativus
Lineage: Eukaryota; Viridiplantae; Streptophyta; Magnoliopsida; Apiales; Apiaceae
Product: phospholipase A1-Ibeta2, chloroplastic
Exons: 1
Coding region: 95-1732 (545 amino acids)
Biological process (GO): lipid metabolic process
Molecular function (GO): glycerophospholipase activity
Source: RefSeq, a predicted model, not a curated record